Messenger RNA from Lentinula edodes (shiitake mushroom), 651 nucleotides. RefSeq lists its product as uncharacterized. The record is from RefSeq and is a predicted model, not a curated record. NCBI's taxonomy places the organism in Eukaryota, Fungi, Basidiomycota, Agaricomycetes, Agaricales, Omphalotaceae. The transcript is spliced from 4 exons. The coding region runs from base 1 to 651 and encodes 216 amino acids.
AUGCAGUCUCGUCUUUCUGGCAUGAGCUUGUAUCUCAAAAUUUGCUUCAUUGUCAUCCUUUCUGUUGCAUAUGUUGUUGCGCUACCUGUUUCUGGCUCAGGACUCGUCCCCCGAGCCGACCAGGCUCUGGCUGGCCCGGCCAAUCAAAACCACAAUUUGGGUGAUCUCCAUAUCCCCUGGACAGUUCAGAUCAGCGUGUUGUAUCCUCAGAAAAAGUCACUGCAAGUCGACACAAUCAGACACUACAAAAAGCACAUCGUAGAUCAUAUCAAAUAUCAUAUCAGUGAAAACAGUGACAUCACCAUAUGCUACGAUGUGUCUCACUUACCCCAAAUUCCAAGCCUUUUACCCCCCGGAACAAGUUAUGACGGCGACGUCAGUCUCAAAUUUACCUGGAGUGGUCCGAACCAUAUGUUCGAGUCCAGAGGGGAGAUUACCACAAACUCCAAAGCCACUGCUGUCAAAGUGAAAAUUUCCUUCCCAGCAGAUGAUGAGGGCAUUCGGAUUCGCAAGUAUGGGGUCCCAGAAAAUGCUGAAGGGUGGUCUAAAGCUGAUGACAGAGAGGAUGUUAGAAAUGCUUUAUGUUGUUGCUCCAAAGACCACGCAACAGCAGGCAACAGCCUCGAGCUUGUUGCAUCCAGCUGUACCUGA